Molecule: messenger RNA, 2217 nt
Organism: Colletotrichum acutatum
Lineage: Eukaryota; Fungi; Ascomycota; Sordariomycetes; Glomerellales; Glomerellaceae
Product: GANP/Nin1/mts3/eIF-3 p25 family protein
Exons: 3
Coding region: 269-1828 (519 amino acids)
Cellular component (GO): nucleus
Source: RefSeq, a predicted model, not a curated record
CUUUUUGGCUCGGAUCCCCACUAUUAUUACCUGAAAUCCCGCACACGGGCCACCGUCAUUUUGUUACCGCCCUCACCUUUCACGGCUUCUCCCCAACCUCACUUCAUCUUUCCCCCUUCCACCACCAACGCGUGUUCGACUCUUCGACAUUUCCACGCCUUUUUCAGUCGGCCUCAACCACGAAAGAUCGAUAGAUAUACUUGUUCUGACCGAUCAAGACUAAUUUCCGAUCCAGAAAUAUUCAAGAUCGAUCCUCACAGCCCUUACAAUGAUGCCCACUAGCUGGCCUCCGGCACCGCCUCCUGGCGUUGCCUAUGGAGCACCUCCCGUCAACUAUGCUUACCCUCCCACAUACACCGCAGUCCAGGCUCGACAAAGCUUCGGCCAGUAUCCUCCCCCACCCGCUGCACCUGCCUACAGUACUUCGCCGCCUCCCUUGGCUGCUCCCUUCGACCAAGUUGCUCCUGUUGCUCCUGCCCCGGCUCCACGAAAGGUUGAAUGGCCACCCUCCGUCCGCGAUUACGUCCAACGGUCCUUCCUGCCUCACAACAUGGACCCCUCCGUGCCACGCCCCGAGAUUGAAGCCAAGUUGAAGGAGACCAUUUCCCAGCACAUGGAGAACGGCACUCUCGAGUCAACCGACUGGGAGAAGAUGCCCUUUCCCUCCGACCUGAUCCGAAACGAGCGCCAGUCCCAGCUCAACUCCGCUAUGAACCUCUCAUCUCCAUUUGCAUCGCGAUAUGAUGGCUCAGUGUCUGCCAACCCCAAGAAGAGAAAGUCGUCUGAUUUUACCCCGGAUGAAAAGUCUUCUGCCGUGCCUUGGCGUACUACUAACAGCAACCGAUCCAACGCACUGGAAGACCGAAUCACCUUCGCCUCCCCCGACAAACGCGCCAACCUCGAUGAGCCACUGCCCAAGUCAAGUAAGUUCCAGAAGCAGUUGGAGAAACGUCAACGCCGCUUCGAUGGCGGCUACAAAUCGUCGUACCGAUCGCCCAGCCCUCCGCCCUCUGAUGGACCCGUCGUCGGCACUAGCGAGACUCUGGAGAAGCGCUACCUGCGUCUGACUGCUCCUCCCGUGGCCUCCAUGGUUCGGCCCGAGCGCGUCCUUCACAAGACGAUGGAUCUCCUGAAGAAGAAGUGGAAGAAGGAGGGCAACUACUCUUACAUCUGCGACCAGCUGAAAUCCAUGCGGCAAGAUCUGACAGUACAGCGGAUCAAGAACGACUUUACAGUCACCGUUUACGAACUCCACGCCCGAAUUGCGUUGGAGAAGGGGGACCUUGGUGAGUAUAAUCAGUGCCAAACCCAGCUGCGUACUCUGUACGCAAAGGGAUUGAAAGGAAACCCCAUCGAGUUCAAGGCCUAUCGCAUUUUGUACUUUAUUCACACUGCCAAUCGUACCGGCCUGAAUGAUGCCUUGGCAGAUCUAACCACAGCAGAGAAGGAGGAGCGACCCAUCAAGCAUGCGCUUCAGGUGCGGUCCGCUCUUGCCUUGGGUAACUACCACAAGUUCUUCCAGCUCUAUCUGGACACCCCCAACAUGGGUGCGUACCUCAUGGACAUGUUCGUCGUUCGUGAGCGUCUAGCUGCUCUGUGCAACAUUUGCAAAGCAUACAAGCCAGACGUAAAGUUACGGUUCAUCACGGAGGAACUCGGCUUUGAGUCCGACGUUGAUGCGGCUCAAUUUAUUGUCGACUACAACGGUCAGCAUCUGCUCGAGGAACGACAGGAGUCUAUUGCUCUCUUGACCGGCAAAGCCGGAGCCCUCUUCGACUCCGCCAGAAGCGAGGCUUUCCGCAAGGUUGACAUCAAAGGACAGAUAUGAAUUCCUCGUCAUCUCUGUUCUCAUCACAAAUUGCUCUACACAACUUCUAACCACCCCUACCGCCGACCCCAAAGCCACUCGGGAGGUCUUGCUUCCACUCCUCCCUCCGGUUCUCUCUUCAAAGUCCACAGGCUUUGAUCUGUGGACUCAUUCCUCCUCGUUUCCUCUUUCUUCUCUUGUUUUCCUACCGACAGUUUCACAACAUUGGCGUGUCAUUUUACCUUGCAUCACUUGCGCCCUUCGAAGACGUCUAAUACCAGUUCUUGGUUACGAGCUUACGAAUUAUCGAUUUCUACCUCGCUGCCCGCCCCCCUCUGAUGGCAUUGACGCUUACGCACAGCUCCACGCAGCGGGGACAUCCUCGGCUGUUUCUCGAAGACAGCGCAGGA